UGGACGUGUAGACGCUUGUUUGUUGACUAAGCAGCAGAAUUCGUUUGCAAUUCCAAGUGACUCUGGCUUAAACAUUUCAUAGAGCGUGUGAGACAAAGAGCAGAAGAGCAACAAACCGUUGAACUCAACUGCAGAGCAAGCGGCAUUUGUGGUGGAUAUGAAAAUGAUAGGCAGCGAUUACGUAUUGGAAGCACACAACAUAUUCCACACCACCGAGGUCGACGGUGGUGGCUGUUUCAAUGGAGCCGGUAAUUCAGCUCUGGUGCUGAAGGGCGUCAAUCUGACCGUACAUAGUGGUGAGGUGAUGGCAAUACUCGGCUCUAAAGGCAGUGGGAAGCGGGCCUUGUUGGAUGUUAUAUCACGACGGGCUGAUGGUGCCACUCGCGGUCAAGUGCUCCUAAAUGGCUCACCACUUACCAGAGCCUUAUUUCAGCAGCGCUGCGGCUACGUAACACAGUCCUGCACCUUUGUGCCUGGCCUAACGAUAGCCCAGACCUUGCACUACACCCCAACUAUUCUCUCGGGCUAUUUAAAGAGCUCAAAGGUGCGGCAGGUAUUGGCUGACUUGGCUCUUUCCCAAGUUGCGCACAAGCGUGUGGAGUAUUUGAACAUCAGCGAGGCCAGACGCUUGGCUAUAGGCAUUCAACUGGUCAGGGAUCCAGUCAUGCUGCUAUUGGAUGAGCCUACUCAAGGUCUGGAUCCACUCAGUGCAUACUUGCUCAUUUCCAUACUAUCCAAUACAGCCAAAAAGACGGGAUGUGGAAUUUUGUUAUCAUUGGAGAAGCCGCGCUCCGAUGUCUUUCCCUUCUUGGAUCGAGCACUGUUCUUGUGCCUGGGUGGCGUUGUCUACUCGGGCGGGACGCGUGCCAUGUUGGAAUAUUUUCAUGGUAUUGGUUUUCCCUGUCCACAACUGGAGAAUCCGCUCAUGUACUAUCUCUGCUUGUCCACGGUGGAUCGUCGCAGUCGCGAUCGUUUCUUGGAGUCGAGCCAGCAAAUUGAAGCGCUUGUAGAGCGUUUUUCCAGGGAGACUCCGAUAUCGGACGCACCAUUGAAUAACAUGGGCUCAGGAAAGGUGCCACUGGCGUACGGCAAGCCGGGAGAGUUGAAAGUUUGGGUCAUGCUCUAUCUCAAGCUAUUGGCCUCCACUUUCUCGUGUGGAGUUGUUGGCAUGAAAACCCUUUUUAUGCGCCUCUGUCUUCUGCCUAUUGCCAUGGGCAUUUUAUGGGCUUUUUAUGCGAACGUGGGAGAUGACGCCCACGGCUUCUUCACCAAGAAUGGCAUGAUACUGAACAUAUUGGGUCUGGCCUAUGGCUGUGGCAUAUUGGUCACCAUUUCUUUAUUUCCGAUUUGGCGCAAAAAGUUCUCGCAGGACACGCCUGAGGGUCUUUACUCGGGCACCACACUGUUAAUAGCAUACAAUUCAGUGUCUAUACCCUUUUCCCUGGUAUCCGCAGUCAUAGCCAGCUCCGUCAUUUAUCCCCUGCUAUUGGAUGCCAGAUAUAGCAAUAGCACUGUCUUUGCGUAUUUAUGGGUUGCACUGUGGUCCAGUUUUGUGCUUGCCGAGCAGCUUUCCAUAGCCUUUCUGCUGGUGGUUAAAGUACCCUUCAAUGCUGCCAUCGCCGUAACUUACGUGUUGGUCAUCAGCAUUGCCUUGGCCAGCGGCACAGUGCGCUCCUUUAAGGGUUUGCAGCCAUGGCUGCAGGACAACACCAAGGGCACACACACGCGAUAUGCCUCGUCAUUACUGCAUAGAAUCGCCUUCCAGUCCCGCAAACUAAACUGCAUACCAACUGCCUCGGUUAUAUGUCCAAAGCCGGCGGAUUUCAUGCAUGAGCGCUUGGGCUUGCCAGAUCCAGAUGAGACCAUUGAUGUUGCUGCCUCAUGUGCCUUUGCCGUGGGCUUAGCCGCCUUCAACAUGCUGCUAUAUUUGUUUCCCAUGCCACGAUGUGUGCGACAGAAAUUCAAAGACUGAACGCAACAUUUCCGGGCUUAAUAAGGCAUAGGCGUAAUGUGCACAAAUUCCAAUAGUUCUUAUUUUUUAAUAUUUAAUCUUAAUUU
Messenger RNA from Scaptodrosophila lebanonensis, 2058 nucleotides. RefSeq names its product ATP-binding cassette sub-family G member 5. The record is from RefSeq and is a predicted model, not a curated record. Gene Ontology annotation, cellular component: plasma membrane. The transcript has 12 exons. Gene Ontology annotation, molecular function: ATP hydrolysis activity; ATP binding. Lineage: Eukaryota; Metazoa; Arthropoda; Insecta; Diptera; Drosophilidae. The coding region runs from base 158 to 1972 and encodes 604 amino acids.